Messenger RNA from Lonchura striata (white-rumped munia), 501 nucleotides. NCBI's taxonomy places the organism in Eukaryota, Metazoa, Chordata, Aves, Passeriformes, Estrildidae. The record is from RefSeq and is a predicted model, not a curated record.
AUGCCCUGCGACCCCGAGGGGCUUUUGGGGCCAUUUCGGGGGGCGCCGCCGGGUCCCCCCGAGGAGGCGCCGAGUGACCUGGAGGAGCUCGAGCGCUUCGCCCGCGCCUUCAAACAGCGCCGGAUUAAAUUGGGGUUCACACAGAUCCCCCCACACCCCCUGAAACCGCUGCUGGAGACCUGGCUGAGGGACGCAGAGUCGAUGUCGCUGGACUCGGCCCUGCCCAGCCCCCCCUCCCUGGGCCCCCCCAGCCUGGGCGCCUUCGAGGGGCUCCCGGGGCGGCGCCGCAAGAAGAGAACCAGCAUCGAGACCAACGUCCGGUUCGCGCUGGAGAAAUCCUUCCUGGCGAACCAGAAGCCGACGUCGGAGGAGAUCCUGGGCAUGGCGGAGCAGCUGCACAUGGAGAAGGAAGUGAUCCGCGUCUGGUUCUCCGCAGAUACCUCACGGACCCCAAAACCCCCGGAAUUCGCCCCAAAAUUCCAGAAAACUGUGAAAAACUAA